ACAAAAUAUACUGAUAUAUCAAAAAGCCAUGUCCGUUACCCUUCACACCACGCAAGGCGACCUCAAGGUCGAGCUCUUCUGCGAGGCAGUGCCCAAAACAGUAGAGAACUUCCUCGCCCUUUGCGCAUGCGGCGCAUACAACAACACACCUUUCCACCGUCUAAUUCCCGGCUUCAUGAUCCAAGGCGGUGAUAUCUCCCUCGGAGCAGCAGCAUCCCAGUCUCCAGAUACCACUAGACCCAUGCUUCCCUUCGAAGACAUCCCGAAAGGCGGCACAUCAAUCAACCACCCCGGGGCAUUGAAUCAGGAAAUCCACCUCCCAACUCUCCGACACAAUACACGCGGCAUACUCUCCAUGGCAGCGCGACCCGUUAAGGACAGGACGGCUCCCGGAUCGCAGGGUGCAACGGGUGCUACGAUUAACGGAAGUCAGUUCUUUAUUACGUUUGCCGCUACCCCGCAUUUGGAUGGAAAUAGUACUGUCUUUGGGAAGGUGUUGAACUUGACAGCGCAAGAUGAGGGGGGUGAUGUACUGACAAAGCUGGAGAAGGCGAACGCGAAGAUUGAUAAGAAGGGGAGAGUGGUGCAGCCAAAGGAGGGCGAAGAAUAUGACGCGAUGCGUAUUAACAGCGUCACGAUACACGCCAAUCCUCUUGCUAAGUGAGAGAGCUCUUCGUUAUAUGGAAAGCGGCUUUGCAGGUGGCACACCCAAGUCAAUCGCCAGGUUACAUAGCAGUUGCUUAUGUGAUUGUCGAACAUUGAGUCCUAAACGAAGACACCGGACGGUAGUGCGCUCACGACCAAGGAAACGGCAAAGCAGGAACAUACAUUAUCCUCGGAUAUGGAAUCUAUGGCGAGCC
Aspergillus alliaceus is the source of this 860-nucleotide messenger RNA. It is a transcript of the gene cyp5, whose product is annotated as putative peptidyl-prolyl cis-trans isomerase. Gene Ontology annotation, molecular function: peptidyl-prolyl cis-trans isomerase activity. Bases 29 to 664 code for a protein of 211 amino acids. Gene Ontology annotation, cellular component: catalytic step 2 spliceosome. The transcript is spliced from 3 exons. The record is from RefSeq and is a predicted model, not a curated record. Gene Ontology annotation, biological process: protein folding; protein peptidyl-prolyl isomerization. NCBI's taxonomy places the organism in Eukaryota, Fungi, Ascomycota, Eurotiomycetes, Eurotiales, Aspergillaceae.